GGCGCGCGCUGCCUGCCGGGAUACUCGGCUCGCCCCGUCAGUCCUCCCGGCUCGGGCCCCGCGGUCGCGCGAUCCGCCUUGUUCCCAAGAUGGUGGCGCUGGGCUCCCGGGCGACGGCGGGAGGCGGCCGAGCCUGAGUGCCCCCUCCCACCCUCCCUCCCUUCCGCUCACCGCCCCUCAGCUCCCCUCCUCUGGGCCGGAAGCUCGCCACGCCGCCCUCCUCGGCCUCGCGCCCCCCGCCGCCCCCGCGCGUGCGUCACCUCUGCCGACCCGGCGUGCGCUCACGGCCGCGGGCGGCGGCGCCUCCCUCGGCUCCUCCUCGGGGCCGCGCUCGUAGCAGCUCGCAGCCCAGCCGCGCCAGGCGGGCCCCGCAGCCCCCGGUGUGGACAGGCAGCGUCGGAAGCGGGCGGCUGGCCCCCGGCUCGGGCUGUGGUGCGGCCUCGGCGUCCGCGUCCCCGGCCUCGGUCUCCGGUGAGCGAAGCGCGGGUCCCGCAUGAGCGCGGGCGGCGGCGGCGGCGGCGGCGGCAGCGACCGGGCAGCGAGGCGGCGGCGGCCGGAGGCGGCGGGCGAGGGCGACCACGACCAGCGAGGCGGCCGCAGCGGCGAGAGGGCCGCAGCCCCGGCGCGGGGGCGACCACAGGUUAAAACGCUGUAAGAUCCUGAUUUUAGAAUCCACCAGCUCCUCAGAAGUUUGGCGAAAUAUGAGUUAUUAAAUCUACGCUCAGACCAAGUUAGCAGCUAGACUGGUGUGACAGCCUGUUUUUAAUCAGUGACUCAAAGCUGUGAUCCCCUGAUGUCGACGAAUGGCCACAGCUUGUAAAAGUGCCAGCAGGUUUGUUUUUGUUUUGCAAGCCUGCCCUGCCUCCUUACAGUAUGACACCCGAUGCUGGAGGGUCGCACUUUCAAAAAUGAGUCAGCUGGCACAUGGGGUUAUCAUCAGUUUUUAGCUCUUCUGUCUGAGAGAUACCAGUUUGGAAGCAAUCUUGGGGUACUUACCCACAAGGCUGGUGGAGACCAGAUCGCCAGGAGAAGCGCAGUCUGACGACACUGAAGCCAGCCGAAUGAAGCGAGCAGCUGCAAAGCACCUAAUAGAACGCUACUACCACCAGCUAACCGAGGGCUGUGGGAAUGAGGCCUGCACGAAUGAGUGCUGCGCGUCCUGCCCCUCCUUCCUGCGCAUGGACAACAAUGCGGCCGCGAUCAAGGCCCUCGAGCUCUACAAGGUUAACGCGAAACUCUGUGACCCUCAUCCCUCCAAGAAAGGGGCGAGCUCCGCGUACCUGGAGAACGCGAAAGGCGCCGCCAACUCCUGCUCUGACGUGAAGAUGAACAAGAAGGACGGACUAGCAGCCAGAAAUGACUUCAAAGAUGUGACUUACCUAACAGAAGAAAUAGUCUAUGAAAUUCUUGAAUUAUGUAGAGAGAGAGAGGAUUACUCCCCUCUAAUCCGUGUGAUCGGGAGAGUGUUUUCCAGCGCGGAGGCCCUGGUGCAGAGCUUCCGGAAAGCCAAGCAGCACACCAAGGAGGAGCUGAAGUCCCUUCAAGCCAAGGACGAAGACAAAGAUGAAGACGAGAAGGAGAAGGCCACGGGCUCUGCCGUGGUCGCCGCCGUGGCCGCGGCGAUGGAAGAGGAUUCUGAGGCCUCUUCCUCCAGAACGAGCGGCGGCUCCCAAGGCGGCGGCUCCCAGAAGCUGGGCCCCGAGGACGUGUCUGUGGACGUCGAGGCCAUUCGGAGGGUCUACAGCAGGUUGCUCUCGAAUGAAAAGGUAGAGACUGCCUUCCUCAACGCCCUUGUGUACUUGUCACCUAACGUGGAAUGCGACUUGACCUAUCACAACGUGUACUCCCGCGAUGCCAAUUACCUGAACUUGUUCAUCAUUGUGAUGGAGAAUAGGAAUCUCCACAGCCCUGAGUACCUGGAAAUGGCGUUGCCGUUAUUUUGCAAAGCCAUGAGCAAGCUGCCCCUGGCAGCCCAGGGGAAGCUGGUGAGGCUGUGGUCUCAGUACAGCGCCGAGCAGAUCCGGAGGAUGAUGGAGACCUUCCAGCAGCUCAUCACGUACAAGGUCAUCAGCAACGAGUUCAACAACCGGAACCUGGGGAGCGAGAGGAACCUCGUGAAUGACGACGACGCCAUUGUUGCUGCCUCCAAGUGCUUGAAGAUGGUGUACUAUGCAAACGUGGUGGGAGGGGACGUGGACACCAACCACAACGAGGAAGACGACGACGAGCCCCUCCCGGAGUCCAGCGAGCUGACCCUCCAGGAGCUCCUGGGGGAGGAGAGAAGAAACAAGAAGGGCCCCCGGGUGGACCCCCUGGAGACCGAGCUCGGCGUGAAGACCCUGGACUGUCGGAAACCACUCAUCCCUUUCGAAGAGUUCAUCAACGAGCCACUGAACGAUGUUCUGGAAAUGGACAAAGACUAUACUUUCUUCAAAGUAGAAACGGAGAACAAGUUCUCCUUUAUGACCUGCCCCUUCAUAUUGAAUGCCGUCACCAAGAACUUGGGCCUGUAUUAUGACAACAGGAUCCGCAUGUACAGCGAGCGGAGGAUCACUGUUCUGUACAGCCUAGUGCAGGGGCAGCAGCUGAACCCGUACCUGAGACUCAAAGUCAGGCGCGACCAUAUCAUAGACGAUGCGCUUGUCCGGCUAGAGAUGAUCGCGAUGGAGAACCCUGCUGACUUGAAGAAACAGUUGUAUGUGGAGUUCGAAGGAGAACAAGGAGUUGACGAGGGAGGGGUUUCCAAAGAAUUCUUCCAGCUGGUUGUGGAGGAGAUCUUCAACCCCGACAUCGGCAUGUUCACCUACGAUGAAAACACAAAGCUGUUCUGGUUCAAUCCGUCCUCGUUUGAAACGGAGGGCCAGUUCACGCUGAUCGGCAUCGUGCUGGGCCUGGCCAUCUACAACAACUGCAUCCUGGACGUGCACUUCCCCAUGGUGGUCUACAGGAAGCUCAUGGGCAAGAAGGGCACCUUCCGGGACCUGGGCGACUCCCACCCGGUUCUGUUUCAGAGCUUGAAGGAUCUGUUGGAGUAUGAGGGGAGCGUGGAAGACGACAUGAUGAUCACUUUCCAGAUAUCGCAGACGGAUCUGUUUGGUAACCCCAUGAUGUACGACCUGAAGGAAAAUGGUGACAAAAUCCCAAUUACAAACGAAAACCGGAAGGAAUUUGUCAAUCUCUAUUCUGACUACAUUCUCAAUAAAUCAGUAGAAAAACAGUUCAAGGCUUUUCGAAGAGGUUUUCAUAUGGUGACCAAUGAAUCUCCCCUAAAGUACUUGUUCCGACCGGAGGAAAUCGAGCUGCUCAUCUGCGGAAGCCGGAAUCUAGAUUUCCAGGCGCUGGAAGAAACCACAGAAUAUGACGGUGGCUAUUCCAGGGACUCGGUUCUGAUUAGGGAGUUCUGGGACAUCGUGCACGCGUUCACCGAGGAGCAGAAGCGGCUCUUCCUGCAGUUCACCACGGGCACCGACCGGGCGCCGGUGGGCGGGCUCGGCAAGCUGAAGAUGAUCAUCGCCAAGAACGGCCCCGACACAGAACGGUUACCUACAUCUCACACCUGCUUUAAUGUCCUUUUACUUCCGGAAUACUCAAGCAAAGAGAAGCUGAAAGAGCGACUGCUGAAGGCCAUCACUUACGCCAAAGGCUUCGGCAUGCUGUGAGCGCGAGCAGUGGGAGGAGAGUGUGCAGUUCUGAGUCCGCGCGUGUAAGUGGUGGUAGUGUCCGUGCAGCGGCUGUGAGCUAGUGGUGAGCGGUAGUCCCCCGUCCGUGCUCCCUUCCUCGGACCUGAGGCUGGGACAGCAGGUUUCAGCUCCUUCUGUGAACAAAUCCUUUAUUAUUUUUCUGCGUGAAAGUGUUACUUACCCUUUCACUUGUAUGUACAGAGAGGUUUUUCUGAAUAUUUAUUUUAACGGUUAAAUCACUUUUGCUUGUGUUUAUUACUGCUUGAGGUUGAGCCUUUUGAGUAUUGAGAAAACAUAUACCACCAACUGCUCCCCUAGGGACGCACCACCACCUGUAGACCAUGUGACCUUCAAGUAAGUAUGGCUCUUCUGCGUCCCUGUAUCUAACUCCAAUCAGGAACUGUAUUCUUUUUUUAAACAAUUUGCUUUUGAAACUUGAAGUCUUGAAAACAGUGUGAUGCAUUCGCUGCUGUUCUAGUCCCCAAAGAGCUUUCUGUGCAAAAUCUUGAAUCAAUAAAGAUGGAAGGGAGCCCUCGGAAUGCCCCUGAGCCCUCGGAACUCUCCUUGCGCCCCGCGCCCUGUGCCAGCGCGCCCCGCCCGCCCCCCGCCCCGCCCCCAGCCAGUGCUCGCUCCGCGCGGGCGCAGGCCAGGGCUGCUUUGUUCUCGUGGUUGUGGUCCCUUACGUUCACUGGGGAAAGAAAGUGCAUUUGGGCCAAAAGAAAUGGUGCGUGCAGCCUGUUGCAAGCAAGUCGGGAAGUGUGCUGUCUGACACUCGGCGUGUGGACGUGCACUUACGAUCCCUGUGACGGCUGCUUACCCGCAUCUCCGUAGACAAUCCGGUCUCCCCUGGUGUUGGCUUCACCGUGUCUGCUCGGCCCGUCGGGCACGUGCUCAGUGCUGCACCCGAGGGACAGCACGGCCGCGGCCCCGCCCCUGCGCCACAGCGAGCAGGCCUGCAGGUGAGGGAACGCUCCCCGGUCCUCUACCCUGUGUGUCCCCGAGACGAAGUGUUAGUGCUCCUCCCUGCGCUGUGGCAAGUACAGAUAGGCUUAAGUUACUGGGCUCUCUAGUCUGUGUCUAUGAUGUUCGUUUCUUUCGCUGCAACAUCAAACGCAAGGAUUUUUAACAGAGAGACACACGCUGUGUCCUUCGGCUGCAGCGGCUGUGCUCAGCCUGUGCCUGGAUUGUCUUAAUCACGACAGACCGACCUGUGCUGUGUCUGCCGUGGGCGGGGAAGCACGGCUUUCAAGUCAUUGGAGGGAAAAGGGACGUCGUUGGGAACUAUUUUAACUCGUAGUCGUUGGUGUAGCGUGUCCUGUGCCAUCAUGCUCCGCAAACAGCAUUUCACCACCACUCACUGCAGGAGGACAGUGCUUUCCCUGCCGCGAGGGGGUGCAGGCCCGGGCGCCUGCGGCGAGGAGAGGGCUGGGCGCUGUCUGUGAUGAACCCGUGACGAAACCUGUGCCCUUCGGUUCGCGCUUGCUGUGAUGACAUCUGUAUGACGUUUGUGAAUGUGAUUGCGUCUAGGUUGUCAGCUAUAGAAUAGACUUUUAACAAACAGUGGAAAAUAAAUGACCCUGAAAAAUA
This is a messenger RNA of Myotis daubentonii (Daubenton's bat), 5267 nucleotides long. RefSeq names its product ubiquitin protein ligase E3A (gene UBE3A). Gene Ontology annotation, biological process: protein polyubiquitination; ubiquitin-dependent protein catabolic process. Gene Ontology annotation, molecular function: ubiquitin protein ligase activity. The record is from RefSeq and is a predicted model, not a curated record. Lineage: Eukaryota; Metazoa; Chordata; Mammalia; Chiroptera; Vespertilionidae.